This is a messenger RNA of Trichophyton verrucosum HKI 0517, 414 nucleotides long. Its product is annotated as Mitochondrial import inner membrane translocase subunit (TIM22), putative. Gene Ontology annotation, molecular function: transmembrane protein transporter activity. The record is from RefSeq and is a predicted model, not a curated record. The transcript has 2 exons. Gene Ontology annotation, biological process: protein import into mitochondrial matrix. The annotation marks the transcript as partial. Gene Ontology annotation, cellular component: mitochondrial inner membrane; TIM23 mitochondrial import inner membrane translocase complex. NCBI's taxonomy places the organism in Eukaryota, Fungi, Ascomycota, Eurotiomycetes, Onygenales, Arthrodermataceae.
GCUAUCGGUGGUGCAGUCUGGCACGGUGUUAAGGGAUUCAGAAACAGUCCGUACGGUGAGCGGAGAAUAGGAGCCAUCACAGCUAUUAAGGCUCGAGCACCAGUUCUCGGCGGUAACUUCGGUGUCUGGGGUGGUCUCUUUUCAACAUUCGAUUGCACAGUCAAGGGAAUACGGAAGAAGGAGGAUCCUUACAAUGCCAUUAUUGCUGGAUUCUUCACUGGCGGUGCACUGGCUAUCCGUGGUGGAAUGAGGGCUGCACGAAACUCCGCCAUCAUGUGUGCUUGUUUCUUGGCUGUUAUCGAAGGUGUUGGUAUCGGAUUCCAGAGAAUGAUGGCUGAUAACACCAGAUUAGACGUGAGUUUUAUCCUAGAGUUUCUUCUCUUUUCACUCCCAGCUAAUAUAUAUCGCAUAUAG